AUGCGCGGGCGCCGCCUGUUCGAGCUCCUGCCCGACGGGCGCACCGUCCACAAGGAGGCGCCUCCCGACAAUGGCGGCAUGGCGGCCGUCGCCGAGGCGCUCGGGCGCAUCGGGCUGCAGUCCUACGCUGCCGCGUUUGACUCCGAGGGCUACGACGACAUCGAGUUUCUGCUCGGGCUGGACAGCGCCGAGCGGGCAGCCGUGGCGACGGCGACGGGCAUGGACGCGAAGCCGGGGCACGCGGGGAAGUGGGUCAAGUUCGGCUUCGGGGAGCCCUGA
This is a messenger RNA of Emiliania huxleyi CCMP1516, 279 nucleotides long. RefSeq lists its product as hypothetical. The transcript has 2 exons. Lineage: Eukaryota; Haptophyta; Isochrysidales; Noelaerhabdaceae. Bases 1 to 279 code for a protein of 92 amino acids. The record is from RefSeq and is a predicted model, not a curated record.